Cavia porcellus (domestic guinea pig) is the source of this 6037-nucleotide messenger RNA. It is a transcript of the gene Jade3, whose product is annotated as jade family PHD finger 3. The record is from RefSeq and is a predicted model, not a curated record. Gene Ontology annotation, biological process: regulation of transcription by RNA polymerase II. NCBI's taxonomy places the organism in Eukaryota, Metazoa, Chordata, Mammalia, Rodentia, Caviidae. The transcript is spliced from 9 exons. Gene Ontology annotation, cellular component: histone acetyltransferase complex. The coding region runs from base 1631 to 3946 and encodes 771 amino acids.
AAAAAUAUAAAAAAGAUCCAAAUCAAAUUUUCUCAUAAGGUUAAUUAUUAAACCUACCUAUCAAAUUUGAUUUGGUUCUUGACCAAAAUUGUGAAAAGAAUUAACUUCAUGAAUCAAGGUAUCACUGUAUGUCAAAACAGCUCAGGUGCUAAUCUGAAAGAGUACCCAAUGUCCAAAAGUAGGACAGUUUAAAACUGAAUUAUAAUCUAAAGACUAAAAUAGAUAUCCAUGAGUCUAUAAAGAUAUAAAUAAAUGAAUAAACUAAUAGGGAAGGGAUGAGUCUUACAGAGGAAUUUCCAGUAGUGUAGAAGACUGAGGAAAAUAGAAAAUCACAUUAGGAUAUCACAAUAAUAAUUGCUGCAGGCAAGAUAUCCAUGAAUGGACACUAAAAUUAGUCUAUGACAAAGUAAAGUGAAAUAGCAUAUUUUUAUAUUCUCAAAAUAUCUCCAAGAUACUUAAUUACAAAAGGGAACUAUAAUAACCUAACAGCAGAGAAAACUAUCAAGAUACUACCUGAACAAAGUUGCAGAUGGUGAGAGCAGGGCAGCCCUUCCUGUGUCUCUGGCCCCUUUCAGUUGUUGCGAUGCCUGUUCAGAUGCUUUGGACUUUCUUACUAAGAACUAGUAAGACUUUCCUAAAAUAUGACCAUGUUCUUAUUUAUUUGUCUUUUUGAGACAGGGUCUCUAUGCAGUUUAGGCUGGCCUUGAACUCACUUUGUAGCCCAGGCUGGUCUCAAACUUGCAAUGAUUCUCCUGCCUCAGCCUCCCGAGUGCUGGGAUUACAGGCGUGAGCCACCACGCCCGCCUAUGACCAAGUUUUUUAAAUUGAGGUCAUGAGGGUAAAAAGUAGAAGUAUGCACAAUAUGAUAUUAAAUUGUAGCAACUUUUAUGAAAUUGUAGCAACUUAUGAUGCUUCUUAAUCCCCAUUAGAGGGCUGAAACUGUACCUAAACAACCUAUUUAGGACUCAGUGCUUUUUGAUGCCUUAGAAAUAGGAAAAGUAAUUUUUGUUUGACUAAGGGUAGAAAGAAAAAGUCCAUUUUAUAGCUAAUUAUAUCUGACCCGCAGGAAAAAGUAUUAAUUUGUUCUUGUUCCUGGCUUUCAGUUUGUGAGAUUAUUUUAUUUAUUUCAAUAAAUUCUAAAAUUAAAAUUUUUGGAACAAAAAAAAGAUACUACCUGAACCAAGUGAUAACUUUAACAUUGCCAGUAUCUUACAUCCCAGAUAUAUGGAAUAAAAACAAGAGUUUUUGUAAUAUUCUUACAAAAAAUGUAUAAUCUCAACCUAAUUAUGAGAAAACAUUGGACAAACCCCAACUGGAAGAACAUUUUACAAAAUAAUAACAUAAUUUCAAGUCAUGAAACAUAAGGAAAUACUGAGAAACUCAGAUUAGAGAUUACCAUAGAGACAUAUGACUAUUACAAUAUGAGAUCCUGGGUUGAAUUCUAGAACAGAAGGACUGUAAGGGGGAGACUAGUGAAAUUUGAAUAAAAUCUAUACAUAAUAAUAGUAUAACAGUUACUUAUCUUGUUUAGGUCAUCGGACUCUGAUUAUGUAAAAGGUUAACAUUAGGUGAAACUCAGGAAUAUAUAGGAACCUUGUGGUAUGUAUUCCGGAAGGACCUCAUCAGUGCCAUGAAAAUUCCAGAUUCUCACCACAUUAAUCCUGAUACCUAUUACCUCUUUUCGGACACAUGGAAAGAAGAAUGGGAAAAGGGAGUCCAAGUACCAGCCAGUCUAGACACUGUUCCACAGCCUUCUCUCAGGAUUAUAGCUGAAAAGGAAAAGGAAGUUCUCUUUGUCCGACCCCGGAAAUACAUCCGUUGCUCCAGCCCAGAGACCACAGAGCCUGGCUACAUCAACAUCCUGGAACUGGCAGCAUCCACAUGCCGCUAUGACCUAGAUGACAUGGACAUCUUCUGGCUUGAAGAAUUUAAUGAGGACCUCACAGAAAUGGGUUAUGGGCCAGUUGAUGAGACCCUUAUGGAAAAAACAAUAGAAGUCCUGGAACGUCAUUGCCAUGAAAAUAUGAACCAUGCUAUUGAGACAGAAGAAGGGCUAGGCAUAGAAUAUGAUGAAGAUGUGAUCUGUGAUGUGUGCCAGUCUCCAGACAGUGAAGAAGGGAAUGAUAUGGUAUUCUGUGAUAAGUGUAACAUCUGUGUGCAUCAGGCCUGCUAUGGCAUUCUAAAGGUCCCAGAAGGCAGCUGGCUGUGUCGCUCCUGUGUGUUGAGCAUUCAGCCACAGUGUGUUUUAUGUCCAAAGAAAGGCGGAGCCAUGAAGACCAACAGGACAGGGACUAAAUGGGUUCAUGUCAGCUGUGCACUGUGGAUUCCAGAGGUCAGCAUUGCUUGUCCUGAGAGGAUGGAGCCAGUUACAAAGCUGUCACACAUCCCACCUAGCCGUUGGGCCUUAGUUUGCAGCCUAUGCAAGUUGAAGACCGGGGCUUGUAUUCAGUGCUCCGUGAAAAGCUGCAUCAUUGCCUUUCAUGUCACUUGUGCCUUUGAGCACAACCUGGAGAUGAAGACCAUCCUAGAUGAGGAGGAUGAAGUAAAGUUCAAGUCUUACUGCCUCAAGCAUAGCCAAAACAGGCAGAAACCAGGAGAUACUGAGCACCCCCACCACAGAGCUGCUGAGCAGAACCAGGCCAAAAGUGAGAAAACCAGCCUGCGGGUACAGAAGCUCAGGGAGCUGGAGGAAGAGUUCUAUACCUUGGUCCGAGUGGAAGAUGUGGCAGCAGAGCUGGGAAUGUCCACACUAGUUGUGGACUUUAUCUAUAACUACUGGAAACUGAAACGCAAAAGCAACUUCAACAAGCCAUUAUUUCCUCCAAAGAAGGAUGAAGAAAAUGCCCUUGUACAACCAAAAGAGGAAAGCAUUCACACUCGCAUGCAAAUGUUUAUGCACCUGCGACAGGACCUGGAAAGGGUCCGAAAUCUGUGCUACAUGAUAAGCAGGCGAGAGAAGCUGAAACUAUCACACAGCAAAAUACAGGAACAGAUCUUCAAUUUGCAGGUCCAGCUUCUUAACCAAGAAAUUGCCGCAGGACAACCUUUGACAAAUGCACUAGAAAGCUCAUUGUUUUACCCACCACCAAGAAUUACCUUAAAGUUAAAAAUGCCCAGAUCAACCCUGGAAGACUACAGAAACAGCUCCACAGAGGCUGACCACCGACCCUACUCUCCUGACAGCAGCUCCCCUGGUCCUAAUAAAAGGAACAUGCAGGUGCCUCCGGAGCCUCUAGAAAUGAAAGUGAAAUCAUAUCCAAGACAUCCACUAGAAAGCAAGAGUAACUGUUUGCCGGCCAGUCUCAGCCAUUCUCGGAGUGAAGCAAAGGAUUCCAGUCCUACUUGGAGAGCUCCAUCUUCGGAGUUCUAUCAUGGACAGUCACUAGGGAAGCCUCUAGCAUUUCAAGCUGCCCUCCAUGGACAGUCUUCCAUUGGGAAUGGGAAAAAUCCGCCUAAUCCCAAGUUUCCCAAAUCCAAUGGCCUAGAGAGCAACUGGUCUGGGAAUGUCACCCAAAAAGAAAGCUCAAGUGAGAUGUUCUGUGACCAGGAGUCCAUGCUCAGUUCUCACUUGGCCAGUCAGGGUACUUUUAGAAAAUCCCCCAUGGAACACUUCAGCAGGUCCUUUAAAGAGGCCACCAACAGAUGGGUGAGGACCUCUGAGGACCUUCAAUGCUCGAAACCAACUAAGAAUAUGAGCCCUAAAGAACAGUUCUGGGGUAGGCAGAUGCUUAGGCGGUCUGCAGGUAAAGCUUCAUAUCAGGAAAACGAUGGUUAUUGCCCAGAUUUGGAGUUAAGUGAUUCAGAAGCUGAAAGUGAUGGGAAUAAAGAAAAGUCCAGAGUAAGGAAAGACAGUUCAGAUAGGGAAAAUCCUUCCCAUGAUUCUAGAAGGGAUUGUCGUGGUAAAAGCAAGACACAUCCUCUCUCCCAUAGUUCAAUGCAAAGGUGAUUAGCAACUCCCAAGGACAACCCAACCUUUGCCUUUGUCCCAUCUAUUGGGGAAAAUCCAUAUAUCAAAAGCAUUCUAGUAUAUAUGGGGAGAAAUUUCAAGGAAAAGAAUGAAAUUUUCCCUAAUAAAUUGGCUUACAGUUUUUGAAAAGAUUUCAAGUCUAGUUUUUACAAGCACAUUAGAAUUACAAAUUGUCCAGAGGCUGGUUUGUCAAGAGACUAUUGGGAACCACUGGACCCAGAGUAUUUACUCAGCUUUCUAGUCACAGUAACACAUUAAUGAGUCUGUGUAUUGAGAAUCUCUGCAUUCAUUGUUAAUGGAUUUGCAAGAGACUAUGAUUGCCAUACACUAAAACUACUUAUCUUUUACAGCUACAGCAUGUGGCUCCCAGAGGUCCUGUCUGUAGAAAGUUUCUUACACCAUGAUGUCUUUAAGGGACAGACCAGGAGACAAGCAUUCUCAGAUACUGUAAAACUCACUACCCUCUUCCUUUGCUCUGCAGAAGGUUGAGUUCUUUUCACAGUAUCGUAACUUAAUGAGUCAAUUCUCCUAUUGCUUACAAGUGUCGAGUGCCUGUUCCUAGACCUGUUUGUUGGGGACACAGUCAUAACUCACCCAACUAACAAGCAUAAAAAGCUAACUUGCGGAUAGUGUUUACAAAAGUACUACUUCCAAGGAAAAUGCUUUGAUUCUCUCUGUUUAGACAUUUGUAAGAAUCCCAGAGCCUUUUCCAAAGUGAGACCAUUGCUGGGAUAUUUGUACUAGGUCAGGGUUUUGUGUUGUUUUCAAAUAAGUUUGACUAAAAUAAGUUUGGCUGACAAUUUUUGUAUACCUGCUUUAAUGUUUAUAAAAUUUUUAUUGAGGUAUAAUUAAAAUAUAAUGAAAUGCACAGAGGUUAAGUAUUCUUACCUGCUUUAAUUUUGAAACAGAUUUUUAUUGUCAAGCAAAAUUUGAAAGCAUGUGUUUAGCACAUGGAUAUAAUUUAGCUUUGUAUCAAUAUUGAAUCUGAGGCUGUUUCCCAAACAAAACAACUGGAGCCAUUUUUCAGAAGUUGUUUAUAUGCUGUUCCCAAACGAUCAGCCUUGAUUCAUUUCUGGAGGAAGAGAAUAAUUACAUUUCAGGGGGAGGGAAUAAAACAUGUCUGCUUCCCAUUUAGGAAAGGGGGAAAAGCUGCAGUUUUUAAAAUGUGAAGCAGACUAUAUAAUUCUCAGCUCUCUUCUUCCUAGCCUUAAAUUAAUAUUCUCUUUCUUCUAGUUUGGGAAAGUGUAGUGGAAAUUUUGAUACAAAAAAAUACCAUUUCCAAUUUGUGAAGUUUCUUACUGGAGAAACAGUCCAGUUGUAGAGUGCUGGUCAGUGGAGGCUGAGGCCCUCUGUACGUUCAUAGAGAAGAAAGACUCAGCAGUUUUCUUCUCCCAUGCUUUUGUUCUUAUAGCCUUGUUAACGAGUUCUUUGGGUUUUGUUUCUCAUUUUCUGAAAACUUAUGUAUUUUGCCUCUCCAUUGGCUCUAUCUUCAAAACGUUUCUUUCUUUUGUGCCUAUAUACAUGUGAACCUGACAUAACAUUAUGUGCUAGGUAUCCUGUGUUUUAUUUGAAUGAAAAAAUGAAGAAGAGAAUGUCCUGAAUUCAUGUACUAGACUUCUUUAAUUUCUCUUUGUGUUUAAUUUGACACUCAUGGUAAUGAGUGAUAAUAGAGCUGUGUUGUAAACUCAUGUUAUAGGCCAAUGCAGUAGCCUGUGUCCUUUCAUGCCUUUCAAAUCUGAAUGAGUGAGAGCAAAGGAAAAUAUCAAAACAGUACUUCAGCCAAAUUCCAUAUGUAAUGCCAUUGGGGAAAGAAUGGACUAAAAUAUCAUCCCAGUCAGGGAACUAUAAUGGUAAUGUUUUACAGGAUUUUCCUAGUUAAAUGAGAGAGUUAUACUUUCCAUUGCCCCAAAAAUGCAUUUGUUACAUUUUGUUGUAUUACCUCUUAACUUUGUUUCUUAAUAUUUUUCAUUUUGUCUUAUAUAGUCCAAUUUUCCAAGAUAAACACAAUCUUUUUCAAAUGUCAUCUUUUUACCAAUACUUUUUCAUUAAAUUAUGAAAACUGCUAACUAC